AUGGCCGACUCGCAACCGAAGAGGCAGCAACAAUCGACAUCGUAUCGGUCGCAGAAGGCGACUGCCGAGUCAAUAUCGCCGUUCGAGAAACUAGAUAUUAUUCCAACGGUGUUCAUCGUAGGCUCGUUCUCCCUGUUGCCUGUUCUUCAGCGCCCUCCCCCUCCUGUUUCUCUCCGCUGUGGUCUUGUCGCCCUCUUCACGGGUGGAGGUCAAAUUGCAGCUUGGUUCCCGACGGCAAUUGCCGAUCAUGACGGUCAUGCGGACUUUCAUAAGGCGGACGACUCCGAGGCAGCAGAAGUAUGUUUCCCCCCUAAUCUCACUGUCAUACCAGACUCAAAACCCAAACUCGAUAUUUUGGGGAGUGGAAAUUACCUAUCUCCGCCUACAGAUGACUCGUAUCUGGCUGUUUGCAAAAAGCAUGGAUACACGCCCAACAGCGUGAUUUUAGAAGACGGCACUAGGGCGAAUUGGAUAGGAGAUUCCAAGGCUGAGAAGGUUAUUUUGAAUCUGCACGGUGGUGGAUAUGUCUUCUCUGCACCGCCCGAGAUGUUUGAAACCAUGUUUCAAGUAACCAGCUUCUUAUCUUCGCGAGGCAAAAAUGUGUCUUGCCUCUUUCUUUCCUAUGACCUGGCCCCGGGUGCACACUAUCCACGCCAGUUGCAACAAGCCGCCAUGCUCCUCAACCACGUCAUCAAUACCCUCCACAUUCUGCCCCAGAAUAUCAUCCUCACUGGCGACUCGGCGGGCGGAAAUCUAGCCAUAUCCCUCCUCUCCCAUAUCAGCCAUCCACAUCCGUCUCGGAGCCUUCCAAUCCCCAAAGUGGACCUGCCAGCGCCCCUUCGAGGAGCCGUUUUGAUUUCCCCCUGGGCAUCCUUUUCCGUAUCCGAGGACUCCUUCUCCCGCAACGAAUACAAAGACUGCAUAGCUGGAGACGCCGCAAAAAAAUGGUCCAACGCAUUUCUCAACUCUACCUGGCCCCACGCCGAAACCUCCGACUAUUACAACGAAGCCAUAACGGCGCCCCAGGAAUGGUGGAAUGAUCUAAAGGUUGACCGCGUGCUGAUCACAGCCGGGGAUGAGGAGGUACUGGUUGAUAGUAUUGAGAGCUUUGCUGGGAGGUUGCGGAAGGGAUUUGGGGAGGAGAAAGUCGAUCUGGAAGUUGUGGAGGGAGAAACCCAUGAUCAGUUUAAUCUGGAUUUGCAAAUAGGGUAUAAAAAUGACUCCAAGGGGGCUAAUAUUAUUAUGGAGUGGCUUGCUGCUAGAUUCUGA
Venustampulla echinocandica is the source of this 1269-nucleotide messenger RNA. RefSeq lists its product as uncharacterized. The record is from RefSeq and is a predicted model, not a curated record. The coding region runs from base 1 to 1269 and encodes 422 amino acids. Gene Ontology annotation, molecular function: hydrolase activity. Lineage: Eukaryota; Fungi; Ascomycota; Leotiomycetes; Helotiales; Pleuroascaceae. The transcript has 4 exons.